Macroventuria anomochaeta is the source of this 165-nucleotide messenger RNA. RefSeq lists its product as uncharacterized. The record is from RefSeq and is a predicted model, not a curated record. Lineage: Eukaryota; Fungi; Ascomycota; Dothideomycetes; Pleosporales; Didymellaceae. The coding region runs from base 1 to 165 and encodes 54 amino acids. The transcript has a single exon.
AUGCACCCACACAAUGAGGCAGAGCUAGUGCAGUACAUCAGAGGACUCACAGAGCAACACCUUAUGCCUACAAGGCAAAUGCUGAAGAAUUUCACAGCUCCAGUUAUCAGAAGAGAGCCUAGCAACUCCUGGGUGUUGAAGUCGUGUCUUAAGCAAAGCUCAUAG